Molecule: messenger RNA, 1467 nt
Organism: Williopsis jadinii
Lineage: Eukaryota; Fungi; Ascomycota; Saccharomycetes; Phaffomycetales; Wickerhamomycetaceae
Product: catalase
Exons: 2
Coding region: 1-1467 (488 amino acids)
Biological process (GO): response to hydrogen peroxide; hydrogen peroxide catabolic process
Cellular component (GO): peroxisome; mitochondrion; cytoplasm
Molecular function (GO): heme binding; catalase activity
Source: RefSeq, a predicted model, not a curated record
AUGUCUGACAACAAGAAGCCAACAGUCACAACCUCCCAAGGUUACCCAAUCCCAUACCCUUUUGAAACACAGAGGGUUGGUGAGCACGGGCCACUGCUGCUCCAGGAUUUCAACUUGAUUGACUCCCUUGCCCACUUUGACAGGGAGAGAAUCCCAGAGAGAGUUGUCCACGCAAAGGGCUCAGGUGCGUACGGUUACUUUGAAGUUACCGAUGACAUCACGGACAUUUGUGGGUCCGCGUUCCUCGACACCGUGGGGAAGAAGACCAAGACAUUUGUGAGAUUCUCUACUGUUGGUGGAGAAGCUGGUUCUGCCGACGCUGCGAGAGACCCAAGAGGGUUUGCCAUCAAGUUCUACACCGAGGAGGGCAACUUGGACUGGGUGUACAACAACACGCCUGUGUUCUUCAUCAGAGACCCGAUCAAGUUUCCGCACUUCAUUCACACGCAGAAGAGAAACCCUCAGACGCAUUUGAAGGAUGCCAACAUGUUUUGGGACUACAUGACCCAAAACCAGGAGUCUGUUCACCAGUUCAUGGUUCUGUUCUCUGAUAGGGGUACGCCAGCAACGUUCAGAAACAUGAAUGGUUACUCCGGCCACACUUACAAGUGGUCGAACAAGAAGGGCGAGUGGUUCUACGUGCAAGUGCACUUGAUCACUGACCAAGGCAUCAAGAACUUGAACAAUGAGGAGGCUGGCAAGAUGAGCGGUGAGAACCCAGACCAUGCGCAGGAGGACCUGUUCAACUCCAUUGCGAAGGGUGAUUUCCCAUCCUGGACUGUCUAUAUCCAAGUUAUGACUGAGGCACAGGCCAAGGAGUUGCCAUUCUCCGUGUUUGACUUGACCAAGGUGUGGUCCCACAAGGACUUCCCACUGCGUCGUGUCGGUAAACUGACUUUGAACGAGAACCCACAGAACUACUUUGCUGAGGUUGAACAGGCUGCCUUCUCCCCAUCCCACACUGUCCCAUACCAAGAGGCGUCUGCUGAUCCGGUGUUGCAAUCCCGUCUGUUCUCCUACCCAGAUACUCACAGACACAGAUUGGGUACAAACUACGCUCAAAUCCCUGUCAACUGUCCUUACGCAAAGACUUUCAACCCAGUCAUCCGUGACGGUCCUAUGUGUAUCAAUGGUAACUACGGUGCAGCACCAAACUACAUUUCCACCCUGGAGAACCCUGUUGAGUACAAGACCCAGUCCAACUUCAACUACCAGGCAAACCAGGAGACAUGGCAAGGCCCUGCACUGCCAUACCACUGGAAAGUUGGUGGUGACAUCGACUAUGCCCAAGCUAGGGCACUUUAUCAAAAUGUUUUGUCUAAACAACCUGGCCAACAGAGGAACUUGGCUCACAACAUUGCAGUCCACGUUGCCAAUGCUGUUCCUGUGAUCCAGGACCGUGUCUUUGACGUUUUUGCUAAGGUUGAUCCAAAAUUGAGCAAUGACAUCAAGACUGAGCUGAUAUAA